AUGGUCUUGAAUCCAAGUAACUCCUCUUCUGUGUUCAAAGAGGAGAUCUCCCGGAGGUUUAAGGCCCAACAAGACCAGCUUGUCCUGAUUUUCGCUGGCAAGAUUCUCAAAGAUGGAGACACUUUAAAUCAGCAUGGAAUCAAGGAUGGACUCACUGUCCAUUUGGUGAUCAAGACCCCACAGAAGGCCCAAGAUCCUGCUGCUGCUGCUGCCACCAACGCCACUGCCGCCACCACUGCUGCUGCCGGCACUGCUGCUACUGCUGCUGCUGCUGCUGCUCCUGUUCCCUCUGCCCCUGAUGCUGCUUCUGCUCCAGCCCCCACGACUGCUUCACCUGCCGCUUCCACCGCCCCUGCUCAGCCAUCCACCUCCAGCAGCACUGUCCCAGAUGCUGCUAGUGGGAACCGGAGGAGCAGUGGAGGAGGUCCAACCCCAGGAGCUGGGGAUGGACCUCCUAGUGGUCCUGCAUCUAUACUCUCGGGCUUUGGGGGCAUCCUAGGGCUGGGCAGCCUUGGCCUUGGCUCAGCUAAUUUCAUGGAGCUACAGCAGCAGAUGCAGAGGCAGUUGAUGUCCAACCCUGAGAUGCUGUCCCAGAUCAUGGAGAAUCCUCUGGUCCAAGACAUGAUGUCCAACCCUGACCUCAUGCGUCACAUGAUCAUGGCUAACCCACAGAUGCAGCAGCUGAUGGAGAGGAAUCCGGAGAUCAGCCAUAUGCUCAAUAACCCAGAGCUAAUGAGGCAGACCAUGGAACUGGCUCGAAAUCCUGCCAUGAUGCAAGAGAUGAUGCGCAACCAGGACCGGGCCCUGAGCAACCUAGAAAGCAUCCCCGGAGGAUACAAUGCCUUGCGACGCAUGUACACAGACAUCCAGGAACCUAUGUUCAGUGCUGCUCGGGAACAGUUCGGCAACAAUCCCUUCUCCUCAUUGGCGGGGAACUCUGACAGCUCCUCCUCCCAACCUCUCCGGACUGAGAACCGGGAGCCCCUCCCUAACCCCUGGAGCCCCUCAGCCCCCACCUCCCAGGCCCCAGGGCCCGCUGGGGAGGGCACCGGAGGCUCAGGGACCAGCCAGGUGCACCCAACAGUCUCCAACCCCUUUGGGAUCAAUGCAGCUAGCCUGGGGUCAGGGAUGUUCAAUAGCCCUGAGAUGCAGGGCCUUCUCCAGCAAAUUUCAGAGAAUCCCCAGUUAAUGCAAAACAUGAUCUCUGCCCCGUAUAUGCGAAGUAUGAUGCAGACACUUGCCCAGAAUCCUGACUUUGCUGCUCAGAUGAUGGUGAAUGUCCCAUUGUUUGCUGGAAACCCCCAGCUGCAGGAGCAGCUUCGCCUCCAGCUCCCAGUCUUUCUACAGCAGAUGCAGAACCCAGACUCGCUGUCCAUUCUCACCAACCCCCGAGCCAUGCAGGCCCUGCUACAGAUCCAACAGGGGCUGCAGACGCUGCAGACGGAGGCCCCAGGGCUGGUGCCCAGCCUUGGCAACUUUGGGGCACCCCGGAUUCCCCCUCCCCCUGCAGGAGGCAGCAGUGGCCAGGAGCCCCCCAUUACUUCCCCAUCCACGCCAGCUAGUGCCUCUCCAGUAGGGGGCACUGCCAGCCCCCAACAGCAGCUGAUGCAACAGAUGAUUCAGCUUUUGGCUGGAGGAGGAAACUCCCAGGUGCAGACACCAGAGAUUCGAUUUCAGCAGCAGCUGGAGCAGCUCAACGCCAUGGGCUUCAUCAAUCGAGAGGCUAACCUGCAGGCUCUGAUUGCUACCGGUGGGGAUAUUAAUGCAGCCAUUGAGAGACUGCUGGGCUCUCAGCCCUCCUAAUCCCUGAGUCCACCCCCCACCCCACCCCAUCCACAUAUGCACACCUACACACUGAUCUCCCCUACAUUGUUUGAUUCCUUUGAUAGCUCCCUGACCUCUCCAGAUCCAUAACCUCAUCUCUUAAGACUCUUCACCCCCUGAGUCUGCUCUUCAAGCCUCUUUAAACAACAGAAGGAGCAAUUGGGGCAUGGCAACCUAACCCCACAGCUCUGUCUUAAGUCUCUUGGUUCUAUUUGUACAUCUCUCCUCCAUUCUGCCCCUGCCUGAUCUUUGGCAGAGAUAUUUAAGCAAUUUUGACUUUUAUUUGGAUUUCCCAAAUCCAUCUCUGACUGCCCCCCAUGUUCUCCAUAACUUAUCAUUAAUGGAACUGAGACAUGGGGUGACCUGAUUGAUUUAUCAGGAAUUAUUGGUCUGAAUUCCCCCCACCCUGGUAUCAUGGAAUCUUUUUGUGUCUAAUUCUGGCUGUACCCUAGCUCCCUUAUCAGAAUCCUCUUAUGACACUCCCCACCAGUCCCAUCUCCAAUAUGAUCCUCCCUCCCUAAUAAAGUGUUGUGGGUUUCUAUGCUUCCAAACUGGAGAGGGCAGGUAGAACAGACAGUCUGUUUAACACAUUCCCGAAGGACCCUUCUUUAGUGGGCCCUACUGUCAGAGAGGAAAGGAGAAAUUGUCUCCCCAUUUGGGGAGGGAGAUGGAUCACUUAGGCCACAGAAACAAGGAGGGGUGAUCAUGCCAGAUAGGAUCUAGCUAUCAGUUUAGUAAAUAGGAGUGAGGUCUGUUGUUGGGGAGCAGUGAAGCUUUCUGGAGAAUGAAUGUCCCAGUUGGGGCAAGUCAGAAUGGGCAAGAGAGUCAGGAGGCAGAAAUAGACAGCAGCCCUAGGAGCAAAUCUGUGGUUGGCUAGACUGGGAUAGAGAGUGAAUCUAGGAGAAGGGACUUAAAAAUCCUAAUUAAGGAUUGGGAUUAGAAGAGAAAGAGGGUAAUUCCCGAUGCCCACAGUGGUCCCUGUUGACUAUAUAACUCCCAUGCACAGAAUGUUGAUACCCUUCCCUUUCACUUCCCCCCAAACAUACCCUACAGGCAGACAUCAACACAUUCUCCAUGUGCUCAAGACCACCAGGGGCUUGUCCAGGUCUGAAGUGACCAGUGCCUUUGGCCCUCCCCUGGGAAUCAAGGUUUGCCCUAGAAAGGGCUGGGAUUUCUUCCCUGUCCCUCAGGGAUAUUGUAGGAGGGAGGGUCCUAUGUUCUAGUUUCUGAACCAUCUCCCCCAAAGAGAAAUGGGGGGUUGCCAGUCUGGGGGUGGGACAGGAGUAGCUGGUAUGCAGAAGUCUUGAUGCCGAAUAAGGAUGAGCAUGCCCCUUUGAAAAGGGGCAGGGAUACCACCCAACCAUCCCCACCCACCACCACACACAUGUAUUCACACAUAUACAUAAUCACCCUGACCUCUGAAUACUGGUAAGUGUUUUGAGAUCAUAGAAAAGAGAUGGGGGCCCUCACCCUCUGCGUCCUGAGCCUCUGCCUUUCUUACCUCUGUUCAUUCCCCCCUCCUCCCCAAGUUCUUCCUUUUGUCCUUUAUGCCAGAAAACCCUAUAUGAAGGAGGAGGUGGUGAUGAAGUCAUUUUUUGAGCUGGGGUUGGAGACCAUGAUAGGAGAGAACAGGAGCCUCAUCCCUACCCCAUCUCCCCAAUCCCAUGUAAAUAAAUGGCGUGAUCUUUGUCGUGA
Molecule: messenger RNA, 3519 nt
Organism: Gracilinanus agilis (Agile Gracile Mouse Opossum)
Lineage: Eukaryota; Metazoa; Chordata; Mammalia; Didelphimorphia; Didelphidae
Gene: UBQLN4
Product: ubiquilin 4
Exons: 12
Coding region: 1-1803 (600 amino acids)
Biological process (GO): ubiquitin-dependent protein catabolic process
Cellular component (GO): cytosol
Molecular function (GO): polyubiquitin modification-dependent protein binding
Source: RefSeq, a predicted model, not a curated record